This is a messenger RNA of Talaromyces rugulosus, 2319 nucleotides long. RefSeq lists its product as uncharacterized. Bases 1 to 2319 code for a protein of 772 amino acids. Gene Ontology annotation, biological process: DNA-templated transcription; positive regulation of transcription from RNA polymerase II promoter by galactose. Gene Ontology annotation, cellular component: nucleus. Gene Ontology annotation, molecular function: zinc ion binding; RNA polymerase II cis-regulatory region sequence-specific DNA binding; DNA-binding transcription factor activity, RNA polymerase II-specific. The transcript is spliced from 6 exons. Lineage: Eukaryota; Fungi; Ascomycota; Eurotiomycetes; Eurotiales; Trichocomaceae. The record is from RefSeq and is a predicted model, not a curated record.
AUGUCCUCGUGGAUCGGGCCACCCGAGCAGGGAGAACACUCUAAAUCCGGGGCUACAAGACGCAAUCGGCCCUCUUCCUCCGAUGAGGAUGCUCCUGGCCACAAGCGACAGCGGACGGCAUUAGCCUGCAACUCUUGUAGGUUUCGGAAAUCUCGAUGCAAUGGCGCACGCCCAAUUUGUGCAACAUGCAAUGAUCUCGGCUUCGACUGUGUCUACAAAGGUCCAGUUCCAACUCCUCGAGCCCAGUCGAGGGAAAUGCAGUCAAUGGAAAAGAGGAUGCAGAAAUUCGAAGACCUACUGCGUGCCAUUGCGAACAAGGAACAGGUCAGCGAUAAUGGCGACGGGCCCAGUGUGCGGUUCGCAGCCCAACCUGCUGCCAGCAGCCCUAGGGGAGGAUCGGCUGCACAGGACGCCUCUAUAUCAGCCAUGUCCAGACUUGAUGCUUUCCAACAGCGGCAACCGAGGACUCAGUGGGGAGAGUCCGGGUCUGGCCUCCUAUCUGUGACACAGGACGACACUGUGGAUGGAAUGGGGAGCAUCAUUUUCGCAGACGAAUCCAGUUCAGGAUUUUUUGGUCCAUCGUCCAACUCGUCAUUUUUCAGUAACAUUGCCAGAGCUCUGGUUUCAGGGACAGGCACAAUGUCCGACGGUAGAGAUUUUUCACGAGACCUGGCGGGUAGGAUGUCACGACCACCAUCUCCGACCCCCCAGAGGAGAGGGGACCGCAGUCCUGUUAAUCCCUACAAGUUACCAUCACGCACUGAAAUGUUAAGACUUAUAGAUGUUUUCUUCUCUUUCACAGGCCAAUUCUUUCCAUAUCUCUCAAAAUGUCAUAUUACGCAGAUGGUUAAAGACCUCGACUUGGUUAGGCUUAGUGGUACGCGAAGAUCAUGGCUAUGCCUCCUCAACGCUAUCCUAGCCAUGAGCACAAGUCUUCUCGGCGGGGGUAGUGGACAUCAGGUCAAAUCGAGGGAGGUGGAAUCUGACAUCUUCUUCCAGAGAGCCUUAAUUCUGUCUCCCUGGACUAUUUCUAAUACAGCUAACCUUGAAGCAUUACAAGCACUUACAGUCAUGACACAAUACUUACAAGGCACGUCAAGAUCAGCGCAAACUUGGAGACUGCAUGGCCUGCUUGUGCAAGCUGCAUUUCAAGUCGGUGUCCAUACCAAAGAAAUCAACUCCAGGUUACCAGCAUUCGAGCAGGAAGUACGUACGAGAACCUGGUAUACAUGCAUUAUACUUGACCGGAUAUUCAGUACGACCUUUGGGAGGCCACCGCUUAUCCAUAACGAAUUGAUACAGAUUGGGCUGCCGCUUGAUAUCGAGCUUGAACAGUUACCAAAAGACGAUUCCAAUUUUGAACUUCCACAAAGACUUGAUUCGGGGCCAUUGGACUUGAUAUUUAUUCCAAGCAUCAAACUCUAUAUCAUACAGGGCGAUAUCAUUCGCGACAUUUACAACCAAAAUAUCGUCUCUGCUCACCCUCUUCGCCUGGAUGAGCUUUUCAGUAAAAUAAUUCAUUUGGAUCACGGUUUGACACAGUGGAAAAGUCAGCUGCACCCGGACUCCGGGCUACUACCCCUGGAUUCCAUCGAAGAUAUGGAUGUGGAGAAUUGGGCGCACACCAAGGUCCAAACAGUACUUACGCUUCGCUUCCUCAACGUGCGAGCUCUUCUUUUCCGGAAGGUCUUGGAGCACUCCCUCGAUGAAAUUGGGAAGCCUAGCGUCCAUUCUAACCAUAUGAACUGCUCAUUACCCGUGGGAGAAACUAUGAUACAAGCCUGCGCAGACUCUUGUAUUCAGACGAUUACUAUUAUUCGUAGGAUUGGGGCAAGAUCGGAACUGCUUCCUGCUUGGUGGUAUACAGCAUACUACGUUUUCAAUUCUGCGUUGAUCUUAUUCGGCGUCAUCUGCCUGCAAACCUUGGAAGAGACAGAUGUUCAAACAAGACCAGCAGCAGAAUUGAUCAUGUACCUCCAGACCGGUCUCGAAGCAUUGGAUGUUGUAGGGAAAGAGACUCGAAUUGUAAGGAGAUGUUCAAAAUACCUUAGAAAGAUAAUUCAGGUAUCAACACUACUAGUCCGAAACCAUGCUUCUGCACGGCAACUAGCCGAAGAUGGUACAACAUUUCUCAAUUUGUUACCCAAUAACGCUGUACCUUCUAUAUCUGAUGAAAGCACGCAAUCCCCAUUGCAGAACGAGUUUGGUCAAUUCUUGGUCGACGAGAAUUAUUCUUUCCUAGAUGCUUGGUCAGGACUAGUUCAAGAACCGAUGAUGAAUUUGACCAACCUGGAAUCAACACCGCAUAGGCAGAGAUAG